AUGGAGAAGCCGUCAUUUCCUAGAAGGUUUUUCAGCAAAGGUUCCGAGCCUGCAUCCGAGAAGAGCAUCGGAUACUACAGCAACAACACUAAGCUGUUUGAGAGUCUUGUCGCUCUCUUCACCGACGAUGAAUGGGCUGAGCUCGAGGGAUCUCCGCUCGGUGUCUUCUUCAGAUUCGCGAGGAGGACUUUCAAUUGGGCAUCAAUGAUUGUGAAGUGUAUCCUUACAUGUCAAAUAGCGUGCAAGAAACCCUUUGAGAUAUGGAGUGUGGUUGGGCACAACCCUGUAAGGUUCUCGUUAAACGAGUUUGCACACAUAACCGGUUUGAACUGCGAGUACACGGAGAAUCUCCAGACCCCCUCCUGUGCUGACGUUGAUGAAGAUGAGUUCUCUGAGUUUUGGCAUAAACUCGGUGUUCCUCUCACCAGUGGUCCUUCAAUUGAUAACCUAAUCCGAGCAUGCGGAUGGGCCCAAGACUGGUCAGCGGAGGACAAAAAGAGACUGGCUUAUUUAGCCGUGUACGCUGGUUUCAUUAUCGCAGCGAGGGAAAGUACUGCUACGCCGCUGGGGAUGGCAAAGUUGGUAAUGGACCUAGAAGAGUUCGAGGCUUAUCCUUGGGGGAGGGUAGCCUUCUUGAACCUCAUUCAAUCUGUGAAAAGCGCCAACCUCAGCAAGCACUACGUUCUGUGCGGGUUUGUUGAAGUUCUUCAACUGUGGACUACUACGCUAUGCCCACCUUCGGCGAAGAAUACGGUGAUCCCUAUGCCGCUCCGCAAUCUCCGCCUUUGA
Messenger RNA from Microthlaspi erraticum, 789 nucleotides. The record is from the annotation of a GenBank genome assembly. NCBI's taxonomy places the organism in Eukaryota, Viridiplantae, Streptophyta, Magnoliopsida, Brassicales, Brassicaceae.